Messenger RNA from Drosophila ficusphila, 2614 nucleotides. RefSeq lists its product as uncharacterized. The coding region runs from base 262 to 2355 and encodes 697 amino acids. The record is from RefSeq and is a predicted model, not a curated record. Lineage: Eukaryota; Metazoa; Arthropoda; Insecta; Diptera; Drosophilidae. The transcript has 7 exons.
UUCACCCGUGCGGACGUAGGACAAGCUCAAUCUGGACUUUAUUUUUUUACAGAUAGCUAAAUCCGUAACAGGAAAACCAAUCACAGAAGAAGCUGCAAGCUAUAUUUACUGUACUGCCUUACGACUUUCCACCACUCCCCGAAAAAGCCAAGGAGGAAACCUAACCUAGAAAGGAGCAAAGAUUCAGAGGAAUUCCUUGCACCUGCGGCCCGAAAAACGAGAGACACGAAAAACAACAGCGACCACAAAUACAUAGUAUGAAUGUCGCCUAAAUAUCAUAAUUUCGAGAUUGCACUGGUCUACUUUCUGCUGCUGAUUCCAUGGCCGCCCACGAAUGUGAUCAGAAUCCUCUGCUCGCGAGAUAACAGCCGACUGGUGCGCAAGAUAGUGCGCUCCAAAUGGACUCCGAUUCUGGACAAGCAUCAGGUGAAGCUGCCGCUGGAGUGCCCGCUGCAUCCUUUCCGGGACGUUUUCGCCCCUCGCCAGGAUGCCAAGCAGAGGGACCGACCCACCCAGUGGACGUGUAGGAAGUGCGGCAAGAGCUUCUACCAGGAGAAGCACCUGGACCUGCACUUCGACACCCGCCACAAGAGCAUCAUCAAUGAGGCGGAGGAUGCCGUUUGCCUGGCCGACUUCUGCGACAUAAUGCGGUGCGAGGUGUUCGAGACGGAGGAUGCGUCCAGUCUGAAGUUCGGGGACCAGCACAUCGUGACGGACAUCGAGGUCUGGGGCGACUCCCUCGGCCAGAACUCCGCGUUGGCCAAAGCGAAUGCCGCCUACUUGAGCUUAAUACCAAGAACUUCCACAUUGGGUGCCUCGCGUGCCGCCAAAGUACAAAACCGUCAAUUACUCCAAGACAAGCCAAGUCAGGCCAGCAAACAGGAUCAGUCGCCGGCAGGUGAGCGAACACACCCCCACACCCACCACCACCACCACCAUCACAACCACCACAAAGUCUAUCCCCGAGAGCGAGCAUCCACCACAGCCAAUCCCCUUCGCCUAGAUCCAUCCCCUUCCCCGGAGGACGGAUCGGCGGCCAGGCCGAGGUCGGCGGGCGAGAAGCUGCUGCACAAGCUCAAGGAGCUGGGCAAGGCGCACCUGCAACCGGCGGCGGACGCGGAGUCCGGCAGGCAGAACGAGACGGACGAGGAGGAGGACGAGGAGGGCAGCGGGAGAACCGAGGGCAGUGGCCACUCCGCCGACGAGGCCAAGGCGGAGGAGGGCUCGGGCGCCAGCGGGAACGGGAACAAGGCGCGGGCUAACUGCAAGCCGGAGGAGCUGAGCAGGCUGAAGAACCGCUGCGAGCUGCUCCUGCGCAGCUGCAUCGGCGGACUGCUGCUCUCCAUGUCGGACCAGGCCUUUAAGGAGAUGGAGGAGGAGAUGAACAAGGCGGUGUGCUGGUACCUCACCUGCGACCGCUACUGGGAGGACGGUCCCUUGGAGCCGCGCGCCUUCCCGUGGGGCCUGAUCGUGAUCCUGAUCUUCGUGCUGUCCACCGGCAUCUGCUUCUGCUACUACAUCAUCUGGAUCCUGUUCGACUCCGAAGAGACGACAAUCAGCGCGAACCACUACUACGGCCCGGGCUCCAUCGGCGGCAUCGGCGGGAGCAUCUACAUGCCAGGCGCUCCGGCGGCGGCCCACCACUACCAUGUGGACUAUGCCACGCGGCACGACCUCGAUCUGGACGCCCAGCAGCAGCAUCAACAGCUUCAGCAGCAGCAGCAGCAGCAGCAGUUGCUCCAGGAGCAGCAGUACUACUACCAGCAGCAGCAGCAGGCGGCCUCCGUGCGGGAUUUGUACCCGGAGCAGGUGCAGUUCCACCGGCACAGUCCGCGGCACUACAUCGCCGAUCAGCGUCCGGUGGGUCCGCAGGUGGGCACGCCCACCCAAGGGGCCGGGCGCAGCAGCUCCUCCAACGCCAACACGCCGCUGCACCACCGGGUGGUGCAGCCGGGGCACCCGGGCCAGCACCCCCACCUGCAGCACCGCCACUCGACGAGCCUGGCCUACCCACAGGACAUUUUAGACCGACGCGACUAUACAAGUAGCUCCUCGCGCCCCACCGCCGCCGGCAUGGCGGCUGGAUCGGGAUCGGGAUCAGGACCCGGAUCGGUUGCGGGACAGGGACAGGGACAGUCCGCAGCAGCAGGAGCAGCCGGCGAGGCCCAGCGGCACUACAACACGCACCCGCGGCCGCUGGACACGCGGCACCGCCACGCGGGCUCCUCGCAGCAAUCCCUUCGUGCCUCCGCCUCCACGCACGAGAUCGUGCAGCAGGAGGCGGGUCUGGGUCAGAACGAGCACUACAUCUACGUGACCUAUCCGCCGGACCUCAAGAAGCGCUACUUCGAGUGAGCCUUCGGGGAUGGAGGUCGAUGCGGAGAUGGAGAGACCAAAGAGCCCUCUUAAGGAGAGGCGGGAAACGAUACCAAAGGCAGGGAUCAACUGAGGUUGGUCACAGCAAGAUGAUGAUGAUGAUGAUGAGGAUGGAGAGAUGAAGAUGAUGAUAACCCCAAAAGUUGGUUUUUUACUUUUAGCCUGCAAAUACUAGAUUUGUGAACUGUGCUGUUCUUUUUUAAUUCUACAAAAUAAAUUGCAAUAUUUCUGUACAAUA